ACUUCGUACGCUGAAACGUACCACGGCGCCGUUUAACACCUAUUGCCGUACUUCUUUCCCACUUCCCAGUUCUCUCUCUCUCCUUACCUAGCUUUCUCUACUUUCCCCCACAGGCUGCAGCCAGUAAAGAAGAAGAAGAAGAAGAAGACAAGCGAAGGAGUCUUCCAUUAAUGGCCUUAAUUAAGUCAAAACUCCGUUUACCGCAUUGUCUUUAUCCUCACUCUCAAUUUUUCCUUAAACCCUACUCGUCUUCUCUAUCCCUACUUGACGAAGAAGCGGAUGUUGAUAAACUCGACUCCUCAACACAAGACGCCUCACCUUCGGAAUUCCUAAUCGCCGACCAAUUCCACUCUCUAAUCAAAGACCACUACCGUAAAAACCCUAACCCCACCCCGCCAAACCCUAGUCUCAACAUCCCCUCUCUCUCCCUCGACUUCUCCCAAAUCCCUAACGCCACUUCCAUUUCUCCCUCCAUAGUACGCCGCGUGAUCGAGAAGUGCGGUGGGGUCCGCCAUGGCAUACCCUUCAUCCAAGCCCUAGCUUUCUUCAAUUGGGCCACUUCUCGCGAUGGGUUCGCUCACUCUCCUGAGCCGUACAACGAAAUGAUCGACCUCGCCGGAAAGGUUAGGCAGUUCGACUUGGCUUGGCACUUAAUUGAUUUAAUGAAAACCGGAAAUGUGGAAAUCACGAUUGAGACCUUCUCGAUCCUUGUUAGGCGUUACGUGAGGGCCGGAAUGGCUGCAGAGGCGGUGCACGCUUUUAAUCGUAUGGAAGAUUAUGGUUGCGUCCCUGAUAAGAUUGCGUUUUCCAUUGUGAUUGGCAUGUUGUGUCGGAAGAGACGAGCCAGUGAAGCUCAGUCGUUUUUUGAUAGCUUAAAGGACAGGUUUGAGCCCGAUGUUGUUGUGUACACAAGCUUGGUCCAUGGAUGGUGUCGGGCUGGUAAUAUACCCGAGGCAGAGAAGGUAUUUAGGGAGAUGAAGAUGUCUGGGAUUAAGCCCAAUGUGUAUACUUACAGUGUUGUGAUUGAUGCACUCUGUAGAUGUGGGCAGAUCACAAGAGCCCACGAUGUCUUUGCGGACAUGCUUGAUGCUGGCUGUGAGCCAAAUUCAGUUACUUUCAACAAUUUGAUGAGGGUUCAUGUUAAGGCGGGGAGGACGGAGAAAGUUCUGCAAGUUUAUAAUCAGAUGAGAAAGCUUGGAUGCAAUGCAGAUACGGUCACUUAUAACUUUCUUAUUGAGACUCAUUGUGGCCAAGACAGUCUGGAUGAUGCCGUUAAGGUGCUUAACACAAUGGUUAAGAAAGGCUGUAACCCAAAUGCUUCUACCUUCAAUACGAUAUUCAGGUGCAUUGCAAAGUUGAAGGAUGUUAAUGCUGCUCACAGGAUGUAUACUAAAAUGAAUGCUUUGAAAUGUGAAGCUAAUACAGUGACUUACAAUGUAUUGAUGCGGAUGUUUGCUGAGUCGAGAUCGACUGAUAUGGUUCUCAAGCUAAAGAAGGAAAUGGACGAGAGAGAAGUUGAGCCUAAUGUAAACACUUAUCGAAUUUUGAUUACAAUGUACUGUGGGAUGGGUCAUUGGAAAAAUGCUCACAAGUUAUUUAGGGAGAUGGUUGAAGAGAAAUGCUUAAAACCCAGUCUCCAUAUGUAUGAGACGGUGCUGAAACUGCUAAGGGAAGCCGGCCAGUUAAAGAAACAUGAGGAGCUGGUGGAAAAGAUGGUGGAUAAGGGAUUUGUUACUCGCCCAGUUUAGAUUUAGCUAUAGCUUUUGUAUAUUUGACUUGUGGGAGGAGUACAUGCCAGGAAUUCUAAUUAACUUGAGCAUAUUACCUUCUGCAUGUUUCCAUCCCCUCUUCUCAUUGUUCUUUUUGGGUCUCACCUAGCAAUAUAACAUACAGCUUUUUGAUA
Carica papaya (papaya) is the source of this 1903-nucleotide messenger RNA. Its product is annotated as Pentatricopeptide repeat (PPR) superfamily protein. Gene Ontology annotation, molecular function: protein binding. Lineage: Eukaryota; Viridiplantae; Streptophyta; Magnoliopsida; Brassicales; Caricaceae. The record is from RefSeq and is a predicted model, not a curated record.